CCCUAGCACGGCUGCCCGGACUCGCCCGCACUAGUCGUCACCGCGCCGCAGCCAUGUGUCCCCAGUCCGCCCUGCUGCUCCUGGCGCUGCACUCGCUACUGGCGCCUGCGGCCAGCGCCUGGCAGCUCACGGUGCUGCACACCAACGAUGUGCAUAGCCGGCUGGAACAGACCAGCGAGGACGCCAGCAAGUGCGUCAACGCUAGCCGCUGCGUGGGCGGCGUGGCCCGGCUCUUCACCAAGGUGCAGCAGAUCCGCCGAGCAGAGCCCAACGUGCUGCUGCUGGACGCCGGGGAUCAGUACCAGGGCACUAUCUGGUUCACCGUGUACCGCGGCGCCGAGGUGGCCUACUUCAUGAACGCGUUGCGCUAUGACGCCAUGGCACUAGGAAAUCAUGAGUUUGAUAAUGGUGUAGAAGGACUGAUUGAUCCACUCCUCAAGGAGGCCAAGUUUCCAAUUUUGAGUGCAAACAUUAAAGCAAAGGGGCCACUAGCAUCUCAAAUAUCGGGACUUUAUCAGCCAUAUAAAAUUAUUUCUGUUGGUGAUGAAGUUGUGGGAAUUGUUGGAUACACUUCAAAAGAGACCCCUUUUCUCUCAAAUCCAGGAACGAAUUUAGUAUUUGAGGAUGAAAUCACUGCCUUACAACCUGAAGUAGAUAAGCUAAAAACUCUAAAUGUGAACAAAAUCAUUGCCCUGGGGCACUCUGGGUUUGAAAUGGAUAAACUCAUCGCUCAGAAAGUGAAGGGUGUGGAUGUCGUCGUGGGAGGACACUCCAACACAUUUCUUUACACAGGCAAUCCCCCUUCCAGAGAGGUGCCUGCUGGGAAGUACCCAUUCAUAGUCACUGCGGACGAUGGGCGGAAGGUCCCCGUGGUCCAGGCCUAUGCUUUUGGCAAAUACCUGGGCUAUCUGAAGAUAGAGUUUGAUGACAAAGGAAAUGUCGUCUCUUCACAUGGAAACCCAAUUCUUCUCAACAGCAGCAUUCCUGAAGAUCCAAGCAUAAAAGCAGACAUUAACAAAUGGAGGGUAAAAUUAGAUAAUUUUUCCACCCAGGAACUGGGCAGAACCAUUGUCUAUCUGGACGGCUCCACCCAGUCCUGCCGAUUCCGGGAGUGCAAUCUGGGCAACCUGAUCUGUGAUGCAGUGAUUGACAACAACCUGAGACACCCAGAUGAAAUGUUCUGGAACCAUGUGUCCAUGUGCAUUUUAAAUGGAGGUGGCAUCCGUUCACCCAUUGACGAAAGAAACAAUGGCACCAUCACCUGGGAGAACCUGGCUGCUGUUCUGCCCUUUGGAGGCACAUUUGACCUGGUGCAGUUAAAAGGCUCCACCCUGAAGAAGGUCUUUGAGCACAGUGUGCACCGCUAUGGCCAGUCCACUGGGGAGUUCCUGCAGGUGGGCGGAAUCCAUGUGGUGUAUGAUCUUUCCCGAAAGCCUGGGGAUAGAGUGGUGCAGCUGGAUGUGCUAUGCACCAGGUGCCGAGUGCCAUCCUACAGCCCUCUGGACAUGGACGAGGUGUACAAGGUGAUCCUGCCAAGCUUCCUGGCCAGUGGUGGAGACGGAUUCCACAUGAUCAAAGACGAGUUACUAAGACACGACUCUGGUGACCAAGAUAUCAACGUGGUUUCUACAUACAUCUCAAAAAUGAAAGUAAUUUAUCCAGCAGUUGAAGGUCGGAUCAAGUUUUCAGCGGGAAAUCACUGCCAUGGAAGCUUUUUUUUAAUGUUUUUUUCAUUUUUGGCAUUAAUCUUUGUUUCAUACCAAUAGCCAAAAAUUCUCAUUGCUGUCAAGGGGUGAAACUGCAUUUCUUUCAAGUGAGAUUCAGAUCACCUGGCUUGGCGAUUACCUGUGUCCUUGCAGGCACCCAGAUCGCUGAGAGGAGGAGACUGGCAUUUUCACUCAGGGUCAGCAACUUAAUGAAUUAAGACAAAAAAAAUUAACCCAGGGCCCUAGGAGGAGAAAGCCAACUACAUUUAGUUUACAUAUCUACAUUUUAAUAAAAUUUCAUUGACAAUUUUAAACCAUA
Messenger RNA from Otolemur garnettii (small-eared galago), 2025 nucleotides. It is a transcript of the gene NT5E, whose product is annotated as 5'-nucleotidase ecto. Gene Ontology annotation, cellular component: plasma membrane. Gene Ontology annotation, molecular function: metal ion binding; 5'-nucleotidase activity; nucleotide binding. Gene Ontology annotation, biological process: AMP catabolic process. The coding region runs from base 54 to 1766 and encodes 570 amino acids. The transcript has 9 exons. The record is from RefSeq and is a predicted model, not a curated record. NCBI's taxonomy places the organism in Eukaryota, Metazoa, Chordata, Mammalia, Primates, Galagidae.